GGAUUGUUUUUGUUCCUUCUUCAUGGAGUCAUUUUCGGUCUCUAGCAAUGGAGGAUUCAGGAAAGGAGAUCGGAUCUAGGUGUCAUCAUUGCGCAGGCCCUCUUACGAAAAAUCUGGAAACCAACGAAUGGACUGUGGCUCCGUUUAUCAGGGAUAGCUUCUCUAUGAUUGGAUCAGCUGUAGGUGGUACUGCAAGUGCUUUCAUUGGAUUUAACCAUGUAAUGCCGAUUGUACGCAAGUGGAUAAAAGGACCCAUGUGGUUGCAUUUUCUUGUUGGUGCUCCACCUGUGAUAGUUGUUUCAUCAGCCUGUGCUGGACUUGCAGGUGGCGCUGUACCGGCUUUGGCACAGCUUGCAUCGUCGUCUUAUCAUGCGGCUGUUCAUUCAUCUAAGCCACCGCAAGGGCAAGAGAAGAACAAAUUGCACAAAUCCUCUACCAUUUCUCCUUUGUAGCUACACUGCUCUCUUCUGUUUGCUCCUUCCUUAUGUGUAUAAAGAUUCAACUUUGUUUUCUUUCUAUAAAGAGUUUCCUUAGGACAAAAUGAGAGAUCAAAUUUGUCUGAAGAUAAACUGAUCCAGUUUUG
Messenger RNA from Arabidopsis arenosa, 583 nucleotides. The record is from the annotation of a GenBank genome assembly. Lineage: Eukaryota; Viridiplantae; Streptophyta; Magnoliopsida; Brassicales; Brassicaceae.